AGUUCACUCCCCGAUUUAAUUGUGGGGACAACUGGAAUAUUCAGUAUUUCUGGAUGGCAAGAUUGGGUGGGGGUUUUCAGUGGUUGUCUUGAGGUUAGGCAUUUGGAAAUGGGUUAAGGUAAAGAUUUUGGUAUUGCUAGAAUGAAAUAAAACACCAACCUCAUUUCGGAAUUAUCGUUAAAGGACGUACUGUUUCCUCUCUCCCCAAAUAUAGUGUGUUUUGGAAGCGGUGCAGCGCCUCGGUCUCGCUGCGAUGAAGUGGGACGGGGAGGGGAUAUUAUCCAGGGCGAGGUUGGCAGUUGAGACAGGAAAGCGUAGUGGGAAACAAAGCAAGGACAUCAGACAUGAAUUCAUCCUGGUAACAUUUGCAUAGGCUUCCGUUAUGUUUUCAUUGUCAAAGCAGUUUUUCAUCCACACUACGAUGGAUGCUGUGUGCAUGGCGCCUCUAUUAUGCUACUGAGGACUCGUUGGAAAUACAAUAAUCGGACUGAAGGUGACGCAACGUAUUUUUAUUGAAACUACAUUCUCUCUACAUUUGCGACAUGUUCUGUUAAACGCUCAUCGGUGGAUUGCUGAUUUGAGACGACUAGGCUAUAGCCGACUUUUACGAAAUUAUCACAAACUACUUGAUAGUGGACUUCCGUUAUUGAAUCCGUAUGUUCUUCAUGAUUUCAUAUUUCUGGCAGUUAUAUUAUACCAUAUAAUAAGACGCGUGGAAGUAAACAAAUAUAUACACAUUGAUACAGAGGUAGAAAAUGAACGGGUUCCAGACCAGUCCUACUGAAUGUCCAGACAGCGUCUGCUCAAUCGAAGGACUACCCCCUUUGUCAAAAGGCCUCAGCGGCAUCCUGAACUCCAGUGGUGGCUCAUGGAGGGACAUCAAAAAAGUCUACAGUAAACUGACAAGCAUUCAGGCCGACAUUAGCAAGUCUACAGUGAUCGACACUCUCCGCCGCAGCAAGCCUGCAAGUCUGGACGCAGGGCUCGCAGUGCUGCGCGAAGAAAUGGUGGGCCUCCGACAGUUGGACAUGUCUCUGCACUGUCAGCUGUGGUCUCUCUAUGAGUCCAUCCAGGAGUACAAGGGAUCCUUUCAGGACAUCUCCAACUCUCUGCUGUCAGAGAGCAGCAUCACUACAGAAAAUAGUUACUCUGAGGAAGAGGAGGAUUAUGAAGAGGAGGAGAACGAUGGUGAUAAUGUACCUCAGAAUCUACCUGGCACUUCACUGACUCUCCAGUCAACUCAAAACUCCAGGGACCAAUGGAUCAAAGAGUCUUUCCACAUUUCCUUAUAAACCAACUAAUAUUUGUCCUGUAUUUACAUAAUAUAAUCUGUUUCCUGUUCUGUAUAGCUGUUUUAUUAUUUAUUAUACUUGUACCCAGCUAGCUAGGUUAUUGGCAGAAAAACAUUUUUAUACUGGUGCCCUACUGAUGAACCGUCUCCAUCACACAAGGAGCUGACAUUUUCAACAAAACCUUGUUACUAUACGAUCCUUCGUUAAAGAGACUUUGCUUGUUGAUUUGGACUAAUUGUGCGUAUCUUGAAAACACAAGCCAAUUAAGCCAUAUUUCAAAUAUCUGAUGAUUUUUAUAUAUAUAUAUAUACACAUACAUGCUUGUAAAUGCCUUGUAAUUUACUCCUUCAUCGGAGUAAAACAGAUUUUUCUCUAAAUAUAAUUUUCUUCUCUACAAUUUUAAGAUUGAAUGUAAUCUUAGACACGUAGUCACAUACACACAAUGUCAGUAUUUCUCUUUUUUGUUUGUUGUGAUGGGAAGUUUAUCUAUUGAGCUUUUUUAAUAUCAUUAAAAAAAAAUGCAAUGGACAGUAACCAUGUCUUUUAAGUCAAAUCUACACUACUUCAAUGGUCCGUUAAUGGGUCCAGCUCAACUGUUAAUAUAUUGGUUUGGAAAGGGGUUAUUGACAUACUUUAACCACUAGAUGGCGACAUUUGUUGUGACAGAUAUCAGCAUCUGUUCCACAUGUAGAAAACCUGAUAAAUCUUGUUUCCCAAGGUGAAGUCAGAAAGCCCUUUAGUUCCAAAAACUGUACUUUUGUUCUUGUGUUUCUGGCUCACGGCAGAGUAUGCAUUUUGAUAACCGUGGAAGUGUGCCUUUUUGAUAACUGUGGAAGUGUGCCUUUUUGAUAACUGUGGAAGUGUGCCUUUUUGAUAACCGUGGAAGUGCGCCUUUUUGAUCACCGUGGAAGUGCGCCUUUUUGAUCACCAUGGAAGUGUGCCUUUUUGAUAACAGUGGAAGUGCGCCUUUUUGAUAACCAUGGAAGUGUGCCUUUUUGAUAACAGUGGAAGUGCGCCUUUUUGAUAACCAUGGAAGUGUUCCUUUUUGAUAACUAUGGAAGUGUGCCUUUUUGAUAACUAUGGAAGUGUGCCUUUUUGAUAACUAUGGAAGUGUGCCUUUUUGAUAACCGUGGAAGUGUGCCUUUUUGAUAACUUUGGAAGUGCGCCUUUUUGAUAACUAUGGAAGUGUGCCUUUUUGAUAACUAUGGAAGUGUGCCUUUUUGAUAACUAUGGAAGUGUGCCUUUUUGAUAACUAUGGAAGUGUGUCUUUUUGAUAACCAUGGAAGUGUGCCUUUUUGAUAACUAUGGAAGUGUGCCUUUUUGCAUCUAACUAUUACUUACAGUAUCUCACAGGAGAAGUUAUGUGGAUGCCAUUGAUAUCAUUGUUUAGCCCUUUAAAGUUAUAUGACUGUACUUUUGCAUGUUUUUGAUUCCUGAGAGCACCACUCUGACUGUCUGGCCAUUAUAAACAAACCAUUCCAGCCACACAUGGACUUAUUAGGUAAUGAUCCCUGUUCUCUCCCCAGGGUAGGAGGAGGAGUCCAGAACACAGUAGCUGUAAAACAUUCAACUACCAUCAUAAUGCCUUCCUUACUAACGGAAUUAGCCCCGAACAUCUAGUGUUUCUACUUAUUUAGUGGUUGAAAUAGAAUUUGAAUAAAACAUAAACGUCUUGUUUAAACUUGAAAA
Molecule: messenger RNA, 2981 nt
Organism: Oncorhynchus kisutch (coho salmon)
Lineage: Eukaryota; Metazoa; Chordata; Actinopteri; Salmoniformes; Salmonidae
Product: leucine repeat adapter protein 25-like
Exons: 2
Coding region: 756-1292 (178 amino acids)
Source: RefSeq, a predicted model, not a curated record